AUUGGCUCAUCGUUGUAGAAAGCCUUUCUUCUCUCCUCUCCGCUACACUCGCUCUCUCUCUCUCUCUCUCUCUCUCUCUCUCUCCCCCAGGCGAAUCCUAGAUUUUGAUCUAGAGAAGCACCCUGAGUUUGAGGGUUGCUGAGAUCUGUAUCGAGCUGCUCCCAUUGCACCCCGCCUCAUCGAUUCUUUCAGUGCCCUUGCAUUUUGUUGUUCGCCGUUCAUCGCCGCUUUGUUCUGGAUCGGAAGAAUGGCCGAGGAGGAGUACCGGUCGGUCCAACUCAUAGACGGAGAAGGAGAAUUCAACGAUGCUGGUGUCGAGCAUUUCAUGAAGAUCACGAGGCUCGCCGAGUGUGGGCUCUCCUAUGCCGUGGUUUCCAUCAUGGGACCCCAGAGCAGCGGGAAAAGUACUUUACUUAAUAAUCUUUUCAAAACUGACUUCAGGGAAAUGGAUGCGUUACGGGGAAGGAGCCAAACUACCAAAGGUAUAUGGUUAUCGAAAUGUCAGGGAAUAGAUCCUUACACAAUUGUGAUGGAUUUGGAAGGUACUGAUGGAAGGGAAAGAGGAGAGGAUGAUACUGCGUUUGAAAAGCAAAGUGCACUAUUUGCACUGGCAAUAUCUGACAUAGUUUUGAUAAAUAUGUGGUGCCACGAUAUCGGCCGAGAGCAAGCUGCUAACAAACCCUUGCUAAAAACAGUAUUUCAGGUCAUGAUGCGUUUGUUCAGCCCUCGCAAGACCACAUUGCUCUUUGUUAUCCGUGACAAGACAAGAACACCACUGGAAGCUUUGCAACCUGUCCUAAGAGAGGAUAUACAGAAGAUAUGGGACAGUGUUUCCAAGCCUGAGGCUCAAAAAGACACAGCUCUUAGUGAAUUCUUUAAUGUUGAGGUCACUGCAUUAUCUAGUUAUGAAGAGAAGGAAGAUCAAUUUCAUGAUCAGGUUGCAGAACUUCGACAACGGUUUGUCCAUUCAAUUGCCCCAGGAGGACUUGCAGGUGAUAGAAGAGGUGUUGUUCCUGCUUCAGGGUUUUCCUUUAGUGCGCAACACAUAUGGAAGGUUGUGCGUGAAAAUAAGGAUCUUGAUCUUCCUGCUCAUAAGGUCAUGGUCGCAACAGUUCGUUGCGAAGAGAUUGCUAAUGAGAAGCUCAGUCACUUAACCUCUGAUGAGAAAUGGCUGGAAUUAGAAGAGGCAGUACAGUCUGGCCCAGUUGCUGGCUUUGCGAAAAAGCUUGAAGCUAUUCUUGAUGCUUAUAUAGAAGAAUAUGAUGAGGAAGCUGUCUACUUUGAUGAAAGUGUCAGGACUGCAAAGAGGAAGCAACUUGAGUCCAGAGCUUUGCAUCUUGUGCAUCCUACUUAUCAAGCAUUGCUUGGACAUCUACGUUCAAAUUCUCUGGAAAAGUUUCAAAAGGAUAUGGAAAGUUCACUGAAUAGCAGGAAAGGAUUUGCAGCAUCUGUUCGAGACUGUAUUGAGUCCUCUAUGUUUGAGUUUGAUCAAGGAAGUGCAGAUGCUACUAUCAGUCGCACCGACUGGGAUGCUUCCAAAGUCCGAGAGAAGCUUCACCGUGACAUCAAUGCUCAUGCAAAUUCUCUUCGCAAUCAGAAACUCUCUGAAUUGACUAAUCACUACGAGGACAAGUUAACAGAAGCACUUGCUGAACCAGUGGAAUCUCUAUUUGAGGCUGCUGGCAAUGAUACUUGGGCAUCAAUAAGAAAUCUUUACCACCGUGAAACCAGGAAUGCCCUCUCAGAGUUCUCCACUUCCUUAUCUGGCUUUGAGCUAGAAAAAGUUAUUUUUGAUGAGAGGAUCACAAAUCUUAAGGAAUUUUCGAAAAGUGUUGUUGUAAAGAAAGCAAAAGAAGAAGCAGCCAAAGUUCUGAUCAGAAUGAAGGAUAGGUUCUCAACAGUGUUUAGCCAUGACAAAGAUUCCAUGCCUAGGGUUUGGACAGGAAAAGAAAAUGUGCGGAAGAUCACAAAGGAUGCUCGUACAUCGGCUCUGAAACUGUUGGCUGUGAUGUGUGCCAUUCGUUUGGAUGAGAAACCAGACAAGAUUGAAUCCACUCUCAUGUCAGCACUUAUGGAUGCACCAACUGCAUUAGGACGAAGAACUGUAACAUCAUUGGAUUCACUCGCUUCCAGCACAUGGGAAGAGGUUUCUCCAUCUAACACAUUGAUCACCCCCGUGCAAUGCAAGUCUUUGUGGAAACAAUUUAGCUCAGAGACUGAAUAUACUGUCACACAAGCAAUAUCUGCUCAGGAAGCACAUAAGCGCAGUAACAGUACGCUACCUCCUCCUUGGGCAAUACUUGCAAUUGCGAUCCUCGGUUUCAAUGAGCUGAUGGUGCUCAUGAGGAAUCCUUUAUAUCUAUUGCUGCUUUUUGUUAUGUUCUUGGUGUCGAAAGCUCUAUGGGUGCAGCUAGAUGUCGCCGAGACAUUUCAGCAUGGCAUACUCCCCGGCAUUCUCACACUAUCGACAAGAUUUCUCCCCACAGUCAUGAACCUUUUACGAAAACUUGCUGAGGAAGGUGCUCAACCUCCCACUGCUCCACAGAGCACCCAGAACAAUCCACCCUUGGACACACAAAGUUUUCGAAGUGAUUCGCAGAGGCAUGCUCCUCCUCCACUCAUGACCCCAGCACCCGAUGUGCCAUCUUCCUCAUCGUCUACGGUUUCUUCUCCCAGAAGUGGUGUGGAGUGUCCAGAGACUAAGCACUUCGUGGAGGUAGACACUGAAGCCAGUUAUACAUCAUGAGUGAACAAGGUCCAACAAUUAGUUUUCUGAAGCAUGAUCGUCAUUAAGCAAACACUACAUUAUGCAAGAUGUUUGUGCCACCAAGUAGAUGAUGUAUUUUUUUUCCUCUUAAUUACUGAAUGUUAUUUUCUUCUGUUUUGUAUAGAUAGAGACUUAUCCAUUUUACCCAAGUCAGUGAUUCAAUCAAACAAUA
Messenger RNA from Zingiber officinale, 2939 nucleotides. RefSeq names its product protein ROOT HAIR DEFECTIVE 3-like. The coding region runs from base 248 to 2746 and encodes 832 amino acids. The transcript has 22 exons. Lineage: Eukaryota; Viridiplantae; Streptophyta; Magnoliopsida; Zingiberales; Zingiberaceae. Gene Ontology annotation, biological process: endoplasmic reticulum membrane fusion. The record is from RefSeq and is a predicted model, not a curated record. Gene Ontology annotation, molecular function: GTPase activity; GTP binding. Gene Ontology annotation, cellular component: endoplasmic reticulum.